Messenger RNA from Toxoplasma gondii ME49, 2989 nucleotides. RefSeq lists its product as hypothetical. Bases 594 to 1850 code for a protein of 418 amino acids. NCBI's taxonomy places the organism in Eukaryota, Apicomplexa, Conoidasida, Eucoccidiorida, Sarcocystidae. The record is from RefSeq and is a predicted model, not a curated record. The transcript is spliced from 7 exons.
GCGCAGUCGGCGUGUCAAGGGGUGGCACGGAGCGGUGGUGGUUCAACUGAGUGCUUUAGUCGCCACCGCAGUAGGGAUGACUUUCUUUAAGAAGACGUUCGCGUGCCACUAUUUUCACUCGUUUGUUUGGUGUCUUUGUUGUGUCUCUUCCCCGUGACCUUCCGGGGAGCCAGGUCACCGCUAGGCAGCCGACUCGCAAGGCAGGCAGCACCGCUGUGUGUUAGAGAACAGGAACUGUCUUGCUCGGUGCUCCCGCUGUGAACUCAUGCAAACCAUUUGUCGUGGCGUUCUCUUCUACGGUCUUUCUUCCCAUGAGACAUAAAUAUGCGUCAUGGGUUAUCUGUAUUCAGCAAACGUGUGGCCUUUCAAAUUCCGUAGUCUCAAAGCAAUACGCUGCGUCACCUCUCGACCUGCGACACGGACUUCGAUCUGUACACGGCGCGCUCGGUCUCUCGUGGGGGCUAGCAGGAGUCGUUAAACUUCUAACUGCGCUAAAAGGGGAUUGAGUUAUUUGACGAAAAGUAACUUCCCAGGAAGAAGGGCCUCCGUUUCGGCCUCUCGUUCAUAUUUGACGUUUCAGCACCGUUCUCGAGAUGGCAGUUGCGAAGUUGGACGGCAAGACGUUGCCUGCGCUGCGUCUUGCCCUAUGUGGUGAAGGCAACGCAGUGACGACUUGGUGGGCGGCAAUGCUGCUACAGUCAGCGGCAUUUGAGGUGGUUGCUGCGUGGUCCCGUGACAAGAGCGAAUCCCUCGAUAUCGCACAGGCAUUGACCGCUAACGGAAAAGGCACGGUGAAUGCUUACUGGGAAAAGACCGGCGAUUUAAGCGGCAUUGGCACGCGACCUGGUUCUGCUGUACAACGAGCUGGGGCAGGAGAGACGGGGCUCGAUGCUCUGUUGCAACGCGAUGAUGUUGAUGCAUUCAUCCUAGUGCUGCCCGAAGACUCGCAUACCAUUGUUCUCGGCGAAAUCUUCCAAAAGUGCCCACGAAAGCAUGUUUUUUCGGCCAACCUUCCUUCCUUCAAUCCGUCUAUUAUGAAGCAUCUAAUCUCGCUGUACAAUACCGUCUCGUUGGGUCCUAGCCAAGGGUCUGAGACAGGUAGACGACCUGGAGUGUGGAGUGCCUGCAGCGUCUUCAAGCAUGAGGUGGCCGUGUGCAAGCUGCAAGCGAUUUUGAAGGAUCUGGGACCGAUUGUUUCCGGAGAGCUCAUCGCUACCUCCAUGAUGCAGAAUGUCACUGUUACCAGCGCCGGCAGUUUCGGCGGCAAACGCGCGCCUCGCACAGCAGCACAACAACGAGAGCUGCUGAGUGCUGUCUGUUCAGCAUACAGCGGUCUUCUUCGACAUCUGUUGGGCGAUUUGGAUUCCCUAUCAGCCGUUCGCGGCUCAAGUGCGACGCUAUGCGGCCAAAUGCAUUUUCAGAGGGGCGCUAACGUAGCUGUGACGGUAGAUCUCCUCAGCAAAACGAAUAUGUUUUCCUUCACCAUAUGGGGCAUUAAAGGCUUUGGCCGUCUGACUUGGGACGAAGAAAAGAAAGCGUUUGAGGUGCAAAGGUAUCUUCAUCACUAUGAGCAUCCUACUCUCCACCCUGUGACUGGACCGACAUGGUCAGUUAAGCAAUGGGUCGAAACCAUCUGGCAUACUGCAAAAAGAGAAGGCAUCAAGGAAUCGAACCCUCAGAAGCCUGAGUUCAUGCUGGUGGACCUGGUGACAAGCACUGCAAUGGUGGAUUCUGACGGUGGUAUUGUCCGGCUGUGCGCAACUCCUCAGAGCCGUCCCGACACCAACGCGCAGAGUCAACGGGUUUCUCAAUCGCGUCGCGAGGACAACGAAGUGCUAGCAGCUGCAUGAGCGACUCUAUCAGAGAGCGGCAUUUCUAUGGAAUCACUAAAUUUCAUUGAUCAAACCUCCUGAGGGGAGUAAACCGCAAAGCUGCGUGUCUGCUGUUGGGACUGCGAGUCCUGUCGAAAACUGCUCAAAAGGUCACGUGCCGUUAAUUUGUUUUGCUGGUGGAGCAUAUGUUUCUUCUGAUAGGCGUUCCGGAUGGAGAAUUAGUAAUUUCUCGUGUUUUCUUUGCCGAGUGAAACUGCGCUCUUCACGGCUUAAAAAACACGGACGCCCCCAAAGGUUAUCAUACUUUCCAAGUGUCGAAAACUUCACUAGCAAAUCUGUGAUUACACGAGGCUGCGAAAAAAACACAGAGAAUGGGUACGAUGGGUGCUUGCCAGUGUCCCGCCACAGUCGUCAGCGUUCUCGAGUGACGUGGCGGAGAAAUGAUCUGAUACGCCAAGCUGCAAUGCCCAGAUGUGGAGUUUAAACUAUGCUGCUGGUGUCGCAGACGUUUUCUUCCAGUUGCUUUAUUUAGAGUUCAAUUGCACAAUUACGUUUCCACGUGUUAUCAGCUCACGCUCAAACACCCCAACCACAAACGGUGGAAUACUUUGUGAUUCUUGACGACUGGUUAGUACUCGUGUGUCACGGAGGAAAUUGUCAGUCUGUUGUUGCUCGGGGAACGAGUAAAUCUCUUGAAAGGAUAGUUGUGCCCCGCUGUGGCAGAUGUUCUUCAGUUUUUGGAUAGGGAUCUAUGUACAGAAUUCAAGCUUGCAUUUAACACAGUCCUUAGAGAACUUACAUGGUCUUGCUUCCCGCUAGUAGCGAUCUAUGUCCAUUAGAAUCUUCUUUUCCCGUAGACACUACAUCGCAUCUGUACCCUUUCUCGUGAACUAUUAACUUCCUGAAGGCGGCACGCGCCGUGUCGUUUUCGGCGGUAGCUCUCAAGUGACUCGUGUCAUCGAUAGGUUUAUGUUCAUGAUCAUUCGCAUCAUCCACCAUUCCAACAGAAGCCCAUUGAUCGAACUUCGCGACACAGGGAUCGCUCAGGGCUCCUGGAUGUGUAAAAACGCAGAAGGUCCAUGUAGAAGCAUUUCAAAAAGUGGCGGUGUGGCUCUCGAUGUUGCGAACUGUCGAUUAACUCCAGCGCGACCAGACGC